Chiroxiphia lanceolata (lance-tailed manakin) is the source of this 6393-nucleotide messenger RNA. RefSeq names its product zinc finger CCCH-type containing 11A (gene ZC3H11A). Gene Ontology annotation, molecular function: metal ion binding. The transcript has 17 exons. Lineage: Eukaryota; Metazoa; Chordata; Aves; Passeriformes; Pipridae. The record is from RefSeq and is a predicted model, not a curated record. Bases 2880 to 5312 code for a protein of 810 amino acids.
AAAGACUGUUCCAGGGAAAUCUUGGGGCUUUAAACCCAAAAAUUCCCCUCAGGGAGGUGCAAGGAAUCUGCUCUCAGGUGUUUUUUGAGGUGCAGAAAGGUUUGCUUCCUUCUUGCUCUUCAGUCCAGGACAGAGGCAGGUCAGGAAAGUGGGAAAUCAGACAGGGAAUGGGGUUGGUUCUGCAGUACCAGGAAGGAGAAGCUUCUAAAAUACACUGAACAGAUUUUCAUUCUAUUAUUUAUCUUCCCUUAAAAUAUAUAAAGUUUAUGUUGCUUUUGGUCAUGUUUUUCCUGACCCUCAGCUACUGUAUCUGUAAUUAUUUUAUUUAAUUUAAUUUUUUACAAAAUGGGUUCGAAAUCUCUUAAUACAAGCAUUUCACUGGGGAAAAAAGUGUUUAAAGUUCUCAUCAACUUGGAUCAGAGGCCUGCUGAGUGCACCAGAGUUACUCAUUUUUAUUCAGAUUUUCUGGGGUGAAUUUAGGUGAUUUUUGCUUAGCACUCAGAUUGCCACUUUAAAAUUAAAGAGAAAAGGUGUUUAAUUAACUUUGUUUUAUAAUUAAAUUACCUUUAUGGAACUUUUAAGAUUUUUUUCGUUGGGGUUUUUGUGGGGGUUUUGGUUGAUUUUUUUUUUUUGUUGUUAUUGUUGUUAAUUGUUUUAAAGUUUUGCUUUAUUCCCAUUCCUUAAACAAGAGCCAUUCAAAUUCUGAACAGGAAUAUGGAAAUAUGGAAACCCAGAUGUGGAAUAUGGAAAACUGCUGAGCUGAUUUAGUUUAAAGGAACUCAAUCUGAAGGGAUAUUUUCUUUUUUUCCCCCCAAGCUGGUGGAUGUAGGAAUGUUGAGUUCUAGGUGUGUCUCACUUCCCAAGGAAAGGAAAUGCCACCUUCCAGCCUGGGAAUUCCUUGUGAUUUGUGUGUGAAUGCCUUUGCUCAGCCAAGCCAUGGCCCUUAAUUACCAUCGAUUGAAGUGUUGCCUUGUGCAAACCGAAGAAUUGGGCCUUGAAAUUUAAUCUAAAACUCCCAAAAGCAAAACCCUUGGAAGGAAAAAUGUGUCUCCUUGAACCUCCACACAGUAGGAGCUCCGGGAAUUUUUAGAAUUAGAUUCCAAGGAACCUGGAUGACACAGAGUCUGUUUUUGAAGGUGCUAAAGGUCAAGAGUGAAUAAUCCCAUGGAUAUGGAAGAAGGGAAGGAAACCCUGCACUUAAACUCCUGUUUUAUUCCCUUUAUCAAGCAGUCAAAAAACAAUAACACGUAUGAGAACCCAACUUUUCCUCUCUUUAUUUUAGAUUUGGGAAAAUUCCUUGCCAAAAAAAAAAAGCAAAACCCUGGAAAAUUCACUAGUGUUUGUGUGAGUAAAAGGUUCCAACCAUUUAUUACUGAUUUGUAAGAACAGUUUCAUUCAGUUUUGUCCCCAAGAAUCUGAAGUCCUUUUGCACAGGAAUGUGCAGUGAAAGGGGUAAAUCACUUUUAUUUGAAUUUUAGCUGGUCUGGUUGCAGGUCAAAAAACGAGAAUCCUAAAAAUCUUAAUUUUAUAAGAAUAUAAAACUAAGUGCAUGACUUCACAUUAAAAAAAAAAAAAACGCUGUAGCUCAAGAAAUCGGGUUCUGGUGGCACCAAAAAAUCAUCAGCUGGAUUGGACCUGAGCCAUUUCCCAGUGAUCUUGCAGCGAUGGAUGGUGAUGGAUACAUGGAUUAGGGAACAGCAAAUUGGUAGCAUGUGAUGGAAAACCAAAUUAUUUCCCCAAAUCCAAGCGGUUCACAACCCCUGGUUCCAUGCAGCCAUGCCACUCCCACCGGGGGCACUGCCCUGCUCCCCAAGGCUUGCUGUGUCCUUGGUCUGCUUUAUCCUUCCUGCUGCUGACCUGUCUGCUGAGGGUUAGAGCCAGUCAUGCCCCUGGGUGGGUGUGUUUGUCCCUGGGUGGGUGUGUUUGUCACUGGGUGGAUGUUUUUGUUCCUGGAUGGAUGUGUUUGUCCCGUGUGCAUGGAGGGAUGUUUGUGUGCUGCCCCCAAAAUCCCCAUCCCUACUAACCCCUGGCAGCAUCACCCCUGACUCCUCUCCAGGCAUUACAGAGAUAUUUCAUUUUUUCCCCCCCAGUUUUCUCCAAAUGAGAGGCUUUGCCUGCAGUUUGCUGUGGCAAAAUAGCCAGAAAUUCUCAUUUUUGCUCUCGCUCUCACUUUGUUCUCCCUCCUCUGGCGUGUGUAUAAACACAUCUGUGCAUGUGGGUUUAUACACACAAAUGUGGGGUUUUCUGUACAGGUAAUAAAGAUGGGGGAAGGUUUUUGUGUUUUCUUAAUAGGUGAAGAAAUCUUGGAAGACCAGAAAUUGCAACUUACUGAAUGUUAAAUUAUUAAAAAAAAAAAAAAAAAAAAAAAAAAAAAUUAGCAAUUGCCCGGCUGUGGAAGAUGGAGCCUCAUUUUUGCAGCCACUUUGAAUCCCAAGUUCAUCUUUAAAUGCGCUGGGGCUUCUUUUGGUGGUUUUUUUGGUGGUUUUUUGGAAGAGCUAAGUAACCCUGGCUGUCUCCAGGCUGACAGUGUUCCAAUGGACUUGCUUCCUCCAUUAGUUGUAAGAUGUUUAAGAGCACAUCCUAAGUUUGAAUUGUGGAUGAGAGGUUCCCUUGGCAAUGUGAGAAGGAAAAUUCUUUCUACCCCUUUGUUAUUAAUUCAUGGACUCAAGUGUUGGUUCGGCCUACAGGAGAAGGGAACUGGAUGUCUGGGAAGAUCAAAGUCUGUGCUGAAGUUGUCCAGGGUUACUUUUAAAAAGAAGAUUUCACUGCUAAGCCAGUAGAAGACUUUGAGUCCCAGAAAAGUGAAGCCAGUUCUUGCCAAGUCUGGAGGAAGACCCUGAGAGCAAACCCUGAGAGCUCAUUCCAGCAAUUUAUCCAUUAUGUCUAACCAGGGAGACGACUGCUACUUCUACUUCUAUUCCACGUGCAACAAGGGAGACAGCUGUGCCUUCCGCCACUGUGAGGCUGCUCUGGGAAGUGAGACCGUCUGCACCCUCUGGCAGGAGGGUCGUUGUUUCAGGAACGUCUGCAGGUUCAGACACAUGGAGAUCGAUAAAAAGCGGAGCGAGAUCGCCUGUUACUGGGAGAACCAGCCCGGGGGCUGCCAGAAGUCCAACUGUGCUUUCCAUCACACCAAAGGCCGUUAUGUCGAUGGGCUCUUCCUACCCCCCAGCAAAACCACACUCCCAAGUCCACCUGAGUCUGCAGAAGACGAUGUGAAAAUGGCUCAGAUGUCACUGCAGCAAAACAAACUCUCUGUGCAGUCCAACCCCUCCCCACAGCUGAGGGGGGUGAUGAAAGUGGAGAACUCAGAAAAUGUCCCGAGUCCUACACACCCUCCAGUUGUCAUCAAUGCUGCAGAUGAUGAUGAAGAUGAUGAUGACCAGCUCUCUGAAGAAGGAGAAGAAACUAAAACACCUGUCCAGCAGCCAGCCACAGAAGCCCAUAAUGGAUUGAGGUUGAUUUCCACUAGGAAAUCCAAUGCUAAUACAAAGCAAGAUGACAAUUUAAAUUUCGGAAUAAAAACACUCGAAGAAAUCAAACUGAAGAAACUGAAGGAAAAAGCCAAAAAACAAGGUGAAGGUCCCUCAGGAGUUGCUGUUGAUCCACUCCAGGCUCGGACAAUUCCUGUGCCAGAGAAGGAAAACGUAAGGACAGUGCUGAGAACUGUGACUCUGUCCUCAAAGGAAGGUGAGGAUCCUGUGAUCCAGCUGAAUCUUCCUGACAGACUGGGAAAACGGAAAACUCUCAUAGCUGGUAAAACCUUCCUUCCUCUGAGGCGUAACGUUGCUGACAGGCUGGGCAGGAAGACAGAGCUGCUGGAGAAUGCUGAGAAAGCCCCCAGGAGAGGCACAGUUCAAGUGCUGAAGUCCCUGAGGGAGAGGCUGGGACAGCCCUCUGACCAGAGCAGUACAGAGACAGAGAAGGCUGCCAAGCCCAUCGAAGAGAUCCGGGUGAAGACCCUGGAGGAGAUUCGCCUGGAGAGGGCGAGCCAGAGGCGGGGGGAGCCCCCGGCCAAGGCCCCCGGCGAGACCCGGAGGGCGGAGGAGCCCAGCCCAGGGACCAGACCUGCCCCCCCCGUCCGCAUCAAAUCCCUCCCAGGAGCCCUGGCUGAGAAGAACCACAAGAGGUUGGAGGAAGAGAAGGAAAAACCGGAGGAGUUUCCUGCCAAGCCAAAAGCCGAGGGAGAGCCCAGGAGGAGCGUUCCUGCUCCGGCUGUGCCUGGCAGGGUGCAGCUGGCAGAGCCAGGGAGAGCCAAGCUGGCGGGAGAAGUGAGGAUCAAAACCUUGGAGGAGAUCAAGAGGGAGAAAGCUCUGAGGAUGCAGCAGAGCGGGGAGAACGUGCCCGCUCCUCCUGCACAGCCCGAGCCUGCCCUCAGAGGGAGGAAACUGCUGCGGGUCACAAAGCUCAUAGCACCUGGAAGAGAAGAAAAAAUGAUAGUGGAAUUGAACAAACCUUCUCCAAAAACUGUCUCUGCACCUGCAGAGCCCUCUGGUCAGAGUGCAGCUAAUUCCACAGUGCAGGUGAAGAGCCUGGAGGAGAUCAUGUGGGAGAAGCGGCAGCUGAAGCAACGCCAGGAGAAGCUUCAGAAGGAAGCAGCUGCUGUGCCAACCCCAGUGGAGAAACCAGCCAAGGAUAAAACUCCCCCAUCAGGGAGCCCUGAAUCCACCGUGGUUUCAGGACCAGCUUAUCAGCUUGGGAGGAGGAAACUGGUGAAGCCUCAGGAGGACAGGGUGGGAAGCCCAGAGAAGGACCCCGCAGUGUCCCCAGGGAAAAAGGCAGCCCAGCCUCCGGAACGGAAAGCUAAAACCAAAUCCAAGGUGUGCCUGAAGCCUUUGGAUGGGAGAGCCACGUCCUCCCCGAGGCAGGCCCUGAAACGCAAGGCCACCGAGAGCCACCCCACUGCCGUGGUGGCCGUGAAGCCCCUCAGUGCCACCGGUGGGGACACCAAGGAGCCCUCAGCCAAGAAAGCAGCUGCGGCCGUGGCUCCUGCUUUGCCAGAGGACAGCCUGGUCUCCAUACCUCGGAGGGAAAAACCUCAAACCAGCCCUGAGCUCCACCUCGGGAGCCAGGCAGACUCCCUGGCACAGUCAGAGGUCUCCAGCUCAACUUCAGCUUCCUCAGAAGUGCCGGUGAAGCUGCGCCGGCUGAGCUCCACGGGCUCUGCCAAAGCACCUCUGUCGGUGGAAGACGACUUUGAGAAGCUCAUUUGGGAGAUCUCAGGAGGCAAACUGGAAGCAGAGAUUGACCUGGACCCAGGGAAGGACGAGGAUGACCUCCUUCUGGAACUUUCGGAGAUGAUUGACAGCUGAACUGCACAGUCUUAAAAAAAAAAAAAAAUAAAAAAAAGACAAAAAAACCCAACACCAAAAAAACCCCCCAUAAACUUCCCCCCUACACAACCCCCCAGCCUGUAUAUUUUGUUGGAUACGUGGAGGUGAUCCUUUCCUAGCUGAGGCUGAAGGCACAGUUGGAUGGGUAGGAUUAGGCAGGAUCUGCACUCAGUUGUCCUGGAUUUCCCUGGGACUGUUGGUGGCUCCUUCCACACGGAGUGGACAAAGCACUUGUGGUUUUUUUCUGGGGACACAAGAGAACCCAUCUCCAGACUGUGGUGGUUGUGAACUGAUCUGCUCAUUCUGUGACACUCCGAAGGCUUCAAACAAAAGCUUCCACCUUCCCCCCUCCCUGGCGCGACCCAACGUUCAGCACAUUUCAGCGCUUCGUGUUCGGAUCCCGUGGACAGUUGGUACCCAAAGCCUGGAGUUACUAUGUCAACUCUUGAGUUUUACUGCUGUACGCUGUCAUUUUGACUUUAAUUAGGGGAAUUAAUGACAAUGCUGGGGGGAGGGAGCAGAUUAAUUAGUAUUUCGGACCAAACACGCUGCCAAGGGCGGUGGCUGGGGUGUGUCCAUCCAGCCUUACUUUGAAUUAUCAGGGUGCUUUUUCCCGAUGGGAACAGGAUCCUGGGGUGGGCAGCCAGGAUUCCUCUCGUCGUCUGCAGUGAAUUGGGAAAGGAAGGAUUGGUUUAAGUGCCUCUUGGUUCCAAGGAUUGCUCCCCUGAGCUGCCGAUCCUUCAUCCUGCUGAAGGAAUUCCUCACGCCGUGACGUCUGCCAGCAUCUGUCUCACAUGCCCAUGGAAUGACUCUGGGAGAGAGGAAGAGGGCAAUGGAAGGUUUCCUCCUCCUCUGUCAGCCCGUGGAGGCGGGAUUUUGGUGUAUACCAUGGUUUCUGUAAAUAUUUUAUUCUUCCAUUUUAUAUUUGUAUUCUAUUUAAGGUAUUAAACGUAGGCUGGUCACCUCUGCCCGCCCCGCUCGUGUCUGUACAGACCUCCUGGUUCUGGUUUCUAUGUGUAUUUUAUUUAAGGAAUUGUAUUAAACACCGUCUGGUCGCCUC